Molecule: messenger RNA, 1572 nt
Organism: Dermacentor silvarum
Lineage: Eukaryota; Metazoa; Arthropoda; Arachnida; Ixodida; Ixodidae
Exons: 1
Coding region: 112-1572 (486 amino acids)
Biological process (GO): retrotransposition
Cellular component (GO): ribonucleoprotein complex
Molecular function (GO): single-stranded RNA binding
Source: RefSeq, a predicted model, not a curated record
GCACUCGUGCGCCUGUUGCUUCCAUCCUUAGUGACGGCUUCCCUGGCAGUCCCGCUGCAAUAUCGUGCCUGGUCAGGUGAACAUGACAGGAUUGCCUGUCACCCAUCCCUGAUGCGCACCUCUGGAUUUGCACCGCCCUUCAGGCCCCUGGAUUUCGUCGGGAGCAGCAGAUCUGCGUUUUCGACGACACCGCUACCGAAGACGGUAGUGCUCGAUGCAGCGUGGACAAACCUGUCGCCAUCAACAUCAACUCUCCGGUCAACUAUAAAAGAGCAGUCAAUACCGGUGGCGCCUUGUGGGCUCGGCGGCUGUGCACAGACGCAGACCGCUAAUCCAUUCACUCUUGUCAUGCAGGUGUUUCAGCGCGCACUCGUGCGCCUGUUGCUUCCAUCCUUAGUGACGGCUUCCCUGGCAGUCCCGCUGCAAUAUCGUGCCUGGUCAGGUGAACAUGACAGGAUUGCCUGUCACCCAUCCCUGAUGCGCACCUCUGGAUUUGCACCGCCCUUCAGGCCCCUGGAUUUCGUCGGGAGCAGCAGAUCUGCGUUUUCGACGACACCGCUACCGAAGACGGUAGUGCUCGAUGCAGCGUGGACAAACCUGUCGCCAUCAACAUCAACUCUCCGGUCAACUAUAAAAGAGCAGUCAAUACCGGUGGCGCCUUGUGGGCUCGGCGGCUGUGCACAGACGCAGACCGCUAAUCCAUUCACUCUUGUCAUGCAGGUUAGUAAAGCUUACAGUCUUUUUUCUAAGAAGUCUAGCAAUCGUUUCCUGCUUCAGCUGCCGAGCCCGCACUGCUGCCUUCUUGUCGCUGUUGAGUGUUCUGAUGUAAUUCGUGCUUUGUUGAUGAUGUCGGGUGAUGUCGAAAGCAACCCGGGCCCGGACUCCGAUGCUUUACUAGCUGAAUUGAAGAACUUGUCUGCUGGACAGUCGCAAUUAAUCAGUCAGGUUCAAGACCUGAAAACUCAUCUAGUGUCGACGGACAAAGCUAUUGCUGAUCUGGGCAGGCGCAUGACUGAUCUAGAGGGGCAUUAUCAAAAUCUUGUCUCCCUACGCUCUGACUUCGAAACCGUGAAAACGUGUACCGCUCAAGUGGCCACCGUGGUACAUAAGCUUGAAACGCGUAUUGAUGACGCCGAGAACCAGUCACGACGCAAUAAUCUUAUUUUUUAUGGCCUCCCUGAAUCAACUGGAUCAGAGACGUUUGCCCAGACCGAGCAACGUAUCAUCAAGCACUGCCAGGAUCAUUUGAAUAUUUGUAUCGAGCCGAAAGAAAUUGAGCGCGCACAUCGUCUCGGUCAUCGCACAGAUACUAACCGCCACCGUCCUAUCAUAGCGAAAUUCACCUUCCAUAAAACAAAAGAAUUGGUUCUUUCUAACGGCCGCAAGUUCAAAGGAACCAGCUUCAGCGUUGGAGAGGAUUUCUCUCGUUCCGUACAAAACGCUCGCCGGCAUCUCGUUACUUUCGCUAAAAGCAAAUCUUUACCUUUCUCUCUGCGAUUCAAAACACUGCAUAUGGGCCAUAAGCGCUACGUCUACGACGAGCAAACACAAUCUGUGAAAGAAAUAAUAUAG